AUGGCUGACGAGUACGCAGACUUGAAGCAGAUGUUGCAGCAGCAGCUGAAGCUGAUGGAGGCUCUGACCGUCAAGCUAUCCAAUUCAUCUAUGGGCCAAUCAAGCGCGGCUGGUGGUUCACAAUCGGUUGAUCACAUUGCCGGCAGCAUCACCGAAUUCUUGUAUGACCCGCAGCCCCAUAUCACCUUUGAUUCCUGGUACAAGCGAUACGAGGACUUGUUCUCUGUCGAUCUGGCUGCCCAGGACGAUGCAUGGAAGGUCCGACUUCUACUUCGCAAACUGGGUCCGGCUGAACACGAGCGUUAUGCAAACUUCAUCCUUCCCAAGAAUCCCCGGGAAGUCGCUUUCAAGGACACGGUCGAGACGUUGUCGCAGAUUUUUGGUGAGCAAUCAUCUCUCUUCAACACUCGAUUUCAGUGCUUGCAAUUGUGCAAACGAGAUUCCGAUGAUUCAUCACGUACGCGGGCAUUGUUAAUCGUGAGUGUGGGCGUUUCCAACUCGGUUCUCUCACUGAAGACCAGUUUAAAUGCCUUAUAUUUAUCUGCGGCCUCCAGUCCCCCAAGGAUGCUGAUAUCCGGACACGUCUCCUGUCCAGAGUGCAGCAGAACAACUCUACCACACUCCAAGAGCUGGCAGCAGAGUGCCAAACGCUGAUCAAUCUCAAGCACGACUCUGCAAUGAUUCAGAACCCGGCCUCAUCUUUCUCAGUCCAUACGGUCACAUCGACCAAAUCGCAUCCUGCUACACGGCCCAAGCAAGUGUCCAAGUCGAGAUCUCCGCCAUCUCCCUGUCGGCACUGUGGCGCGUGGCAUUUCCACCGGGAUUGCACUUUCCGCCAGUAUCGCUGCCAAAGCUGUAA
This is a messenger RNA of Spirometra erinaceieuropaei, 859 nucleotides long. Lineage: Eukaryota; Metazoa; Platyhelminthes; Cestoda; Diphyllobothriidea; Diphyllobothriidae. The record is from the annotation of a GenBank genome assembly.